Molecule: messenger RNA, 3583 nt
Organism: Crotalus tigris (Tiger rattlesnake)
Lineage: Eukaryota; Metazoa; Chordata; Lepidosauria; Squamata; Viperidae
Gene: NLN
Product: neurolysin
Exons: 13
Coding region: 92-2200 (702 amino acids)
Biological process (GO): proteolysis; peptide metabolic process
Cellular component (GO): mitochondrial intermembrane space
Molecular function (GO): metalloendopeptidase activity
Source: RefSeq, a predicted model, not a curated record
AAGCAGCGGUGGCGAUUGCGAAGGCUCGGGGGGAGCAGCUGGCUGUCUUCGGGCCGGUCGGAACGCGGUUGUCCGUUCUUUUCCUCGCUCUAUGCUGUCCUUGGCCAUUUCUGCGGGCCGAAGCUUGAGCAGAGCUAGAAGCCCAAGGAUUUUACUCAAAAUGACAUUAGGAACAGAGAUUACAUCAUUUUUCAAGGUGUCUUCUUACAGUGGAGCUGACCGAAAUUUCCUGAAAUGGGAUCUCUCACCAGAGCAGAUUAGAACAAGAACUGAAGAACUUAUCAAGAAAGCAAAGCAAGUUUAUGACAGUGUUGGCAUACUUGAUAUGCAAGUAAUCACUUAUGAGAAUACCGUGCAGGCGCUAGCAGAUUUAGAAAUGGAAUAUUCAGUGGAAAGAAGCAUAUUGGAUUUCCCACAACACGUAUCCCCUGAUAAAGAUGUCCGUGCAGCAAGUACCGAAGCUGAUAAAAAGCUUUCUCACUUUGAUGUUGAGAUGAGCAUGAGAAAGGAUGUGUUCCAAAGGAUUGUCCAUUUACAGCAAAAGUGUAACCCUGAGACUUUAAGACCAGAAGCUAAAAGAUUCUUAGAGAAGUCAAUAAAAAUGGGGGAAAGGAAUGGGCUUCACCUUCCUGCAGAAGUCCAGAAUGAAAUCAAGACAAUCAAGCAGAAGCUGAGUGAGUUGUGUAUAGAUUUCAGCAAAAAUCUCAAUGAAGAUAACACAUUUUUGAUAUUUUCUCAAAAUGAACUUUGUGCCCUGCCUGAUGAUUUUAUCAGUAGUUUAGAGAAGAUUGAAGCUGACAAGUAUAAAGUUACCUUAAAAUAUCCCCACUAUUUUCCUGUUAUGAAGAAGUGCAGCAUUCCAGAUACCAGACGAAAAAUGGAAGCUUCUUUUAACAGCAGGUGCAGAGAGGAAAAUGCUGACAUUCUUCGACAGCUUCUUCCUUUGAGGGCAAAACUAGCAGAACUUCUGGGGUAUAGCACACAUGCAAGUUUUGUUCUUGAAAUGAAUACUGCAAAAAUAACAAACAAUGUUACAAUGUUCUUAGAUGAUCUAAGUAAUAAGCUAAAACUUUUGGGUAAAGAAGAGAGAGCAUUUAUUUUAAAUCUGAAGAAAAAGGAAUGUGAAGAAAUAGGUGUUAAAUAUGAUAGAAAGAUUAACGCAUGGGAUCUACAUUAUUACAUGAAUCAGACAGAAGAGCUCAAAUAUUCUGUAGACCAAGAAAAGCUGAAGGAGUAUUUUCCUAUUGAAGCAGUCACAGAAGGCUUGCUGAAAAUUUACCAGCAGCUGUUGGGUCUUGUAUUUGAACGAGUGGAAGAUGCUCAUGUUUGGCAUGAGAGUGUUACUCUUUACACAGUAAAGGACAGUUCAACAGGAGAAAUUCUGGGGCAGUUCUAUUUAGAUCUAUACCCAAGAGAAGGAAAGUAUGGGCAUGCUGCAUGCUUUGGUCUCCAGCCUGGCUGCCUUCUUUCUGACAGCAGCAGAAUGAUGUCAGUAGCAGCUCUUGUAACUAAUUUCACAAAACCAACCUUAGAUCGCCCAUCACUGCUGCAGCAUAAUGAAGUGAAAACUUACUUCCAUGAGUUUGGGCAUGUAAUGCAUCAGAUAUGCGCUCAGACUGAUUUUGCUAGGUUUAGUGGAACUAAUGUGGAAACAGAUUUUGUAGAAGUACCUUCACAAAUGUUUGAAAACUGGGUUUGGGAAAAAGAACCUCUACAGCAAAUGUCCAGACACUAUAAAGAUGGAAGUCAGAUCCCUGAUGAUCUCCUUGAGAAACUAGUAGCUUCUAGACUAGCAAAUACAGGUCUUCUGACUCUUCGUCAGAUUGUUUUAAGCAAGGUUGAUCAGACUCUUCAUACACAGUCUUCUGCUGAUCCUGCUGAAGAAUAUGCCAAAUUCUGUGAAGAAAUUUUGGGCGUAUCUGCAACCCCUGGUACCAAUAUGCCAGCUACCUUUGGUCAUUUGGCAAGUGGGUAUGAUGGUCAAUAUUAUGGAUACCUGUGGAGUGAAGUGUUUUCUAUGGAUAUUUUUUACAGUUGCUUUAAAUGUGAAGGGAUAAUGAACCCCAAGGCUGGAAUGAAAUACAGAAAUCUUAUCUUGAAGCCUGGAGGCUCAUUAGAUGGAAUGGACAUGCUCCAAAACUUUUUAGGUCGUAAGCCAAACCAAAAAGCAUUUUUAUUGAGUAAAGGAUUAUCUACUUAGUAAAACUAUGAGUUCUUUGGCAAAAGAUGUCACCUAGGAGACCAUCUUAAAAUAUGAUCAUGAAAAUUAAAAAAGACUCUUUGUUAGGGAAAGUCUGUUUGGGAUUUUAAAUGUUUUUUACCAGUUUUCAAAAUUAUACUUCUCAUUUUCAUCUCAAACUUCAUACAGAAUCAUAAUACCGUAUAUUUUUUAAUUGUUAGCAAUAUUUGUGCACUGUGUUGAAUCUAAAGAAUAAUAUUGUUGCAAUUUUACAUGGAAGGUGUGUUAAAUAAAAGAGCCAUAACAUUCAGCUUUUUGUACAUUUUUAGAUUUGAAUAACAAAAUAAUCACUACAUUUCAGCCUUCUUAGCAAAUUUUAUCAAAACAUUUUUAUUCUUUUUUUGAAAUCUAAAGAACUCUAUCCUAGUGUCCUGAAGGACUCAUCAAAUCCUGACAUACCUGAUUAUUUUCCAUGGAUGUGAGCUCAAAUUCACAGAAACAACUUCCAAAAUGCUUUUUUUUUUUUCAAUUAAGAUGUGAUCAAAAAUACAGAAUCCAAGGAUAUUGCUUUAAAACAAAAGUGCUGGGGGAGAAAUAGACGCUUUUCCAGAGUUGAAACUGGAACAUAGCUUUGGGUUCAAUUUCCUAGGCCUGGGAUAUUUUCCUCCUCACACACUGCUUUUCCAAUGUAAAGAAAUUUCUUUUUGCUAUAAUAUGUGUUUCUCAUGGGAACUGAAGCCAGCCUGUUCCAUGUUCUUUGUCAUUGUGCCAAGAACUCAUUGUAGCCUAUCACCUGCCUUUCUAUACUUUUAUUAUGGGCCUUUUUACAUAGAAGAUAAGCUGCAGAAUUGUGGAAGAAAGAACAAAAAAAUGUUACACAUGAUUGUCAAAGGUAACAUUUUUAUCUGUCAACUGUCUUAAAUGCUUGCAGAGAAAGAUUUGUGUUUGUGUGUGUGUGUAAAACUCUUUAGAAUCACUAUAAGCUAACUCAGGCUGCAGGUUUUAAAGAACCUUCAGCAGAUAAGAAAGAGGGAAAGUGGAGCAGAUGCGCCAGAUGACCCAUGGCUUAGAGAAGAAUCAGGAAGGAGCCUGAGGCAGCUGAAACCAAAGAAGAAUCUUCAAAAAGAGCCAACAGAAGGCAAACAUAGCUUUGGAUUUUAGGCAGUGGCAGAGCAAACUCCAUGUGGUUCAGGUCCUGGAUUACUAGGCAAGGGAAUAUUAAAGAGAGCAGGAUAAUCACCGUGUAAAAAACUGGCUUGAGAAAGAAGGAAACAGAUUAGUUAAGUUCAUAAUAUUAUAUUUGCCUUGAGAUAUGGCUUCAGGGUUGAAGAAUUGUUGAAUUUAGCUGUAACAAAGUAAUAAAAUGGUAUGUGUUCAUAAUUAGUAUUAAAAGUUUUCUAUUCA